AUGGGGAGAUUCCCAGAUAAUAUAUUCCACCUCCCAAACCUCCAGCUGCUUGAGGUAGGUUACAACUACAAUCUCACCGGUUCCCUUCCAACGUAUAACUGGAGUACUCCUCUCAAGUCCUUGGGUCUCUCUAGUACUGGAUUCCCAAUUGACAUACCUAAUUCUAUCAGCAAUCUCAAGUCCUUAAAAGAUUUGUCCCUCAGAAAUUGUAGUUUCAUAGGUUCAUCGCAUCCAACAUUUCUUUCAAACCUCACACAAAUAACUUCUUUGGACCUCUCAUAUAAUAACUUUGGUGGUCAGUGUCCAUGGUCCCUCCUAAACAAUGCAGGACUUACUUUGUUAGAUCUCUCAGGCAACAAUUUCAUAGGUCAACUUCCAAAUCUUUCAGCAAACUGGACAAAAGUUUCUUCUUCAAACAGUUCUUCCAAUAGUCAGUCAGUUAGUCAAAUUCCUUCCAAUUUGGUAUAUCUCGAUUUAUCUCAUAACUUAUUGAACGGCACUAUACCAUCUUGGGUGUAUGACAUACCAUCUUUGCAGGAAUUAUUUCUAGACAAUAACCAAUUCACUGGGCAUAUUGGUGAAUUCCUGCAUAACUCAUUGGUUGAUCUUCUGUUGAGUAAUAACAAACUACAUGGUCCCCUUCCAUUGUCAAUCUCUAAAUUGGACACCUUCCGUGGAAGAACUUGGGAUAUUCGUUCUAACUUGCUUCAAGGACCACUUCCAAUACCUCCACUGGGCAUAUCUUUCUUUUCAGUUGCAAGGAAUAAAAUAACUGGACAAAUCUCUUCCUUGAUUUGCAAUCUCAGUUCUAUUGUGUACCUUGAUUUGUCUUAUAAUCACUUGAGUAACAUGAUUCCUCCAUGUUUUGGAAACUUUAGUGACAAUCUCAUGGAUCUGAAUUUACAAAAUAACAAUCUUAAUGGCACCCUCCCAACGAAAUUUGCAAAGGGAUGUCGCUUGAGAAGUCUUAAACUCAAUGGCAACCAAUUUGAAGGGUCUUUGCCACAAUCAUUGGUCCGUUGUAGAAAUUUGGAAGUUCUAGAUUUUGGUUACAACAAGAUUAAUAGCACCUUCCCUUGUUGGUUGGAAACUCUUCCAAAGUUGUAG
Quercus lobata is the source of this 1107-nucleotide messenger RNA. Its product is annotated as receptor-like protein Cf-9 homolog. Lineage: Eukaryota; Viridiplantae; Streptophyta; Magnoliopsida; Fagales; Fagaceae. Bases 1 to 1107 code for a protein of 368 amino acids. The transcript is spliced from 3 exons. Gene Ontology annotation, molecular function: protein binding. The record is from RefSeq and is a predicted model, not a curated record.